Annulohypoxylon maeteangense is the source of this 1272-nucleotide messenger RNA. RefSeq lists its product as uncharacterized. The record is from RefSeq and is a predicted model, not a curated record. The transcript has a single exon. Lineage: Eukaryota; Fungi; Ascomycota; Sordariomycetes; Xylariales; Hypoxylaceae. Bases 15 to 1067 code for a protein of 350 amino acids.
GUACGACAUACAGCAUGCCGCGCAAGCAGUUGUCUCUCCAACAACUCUUCCACAGGGGCUUCAACAGCGGCCUUCAUUGGCAGACACAAGCGAAGGACGUUUACGAUGAGCGGUUGAGACGCGAAUUAAAGAAGCAUCGCUUCCUACUCCACCAUCCACACUCCAUACAUCUCGCCAAAGUACUGGCGAGGGAGCUGAACACGACCAAUCGAACCAUUAUCAGUCUAGCGCUUUCGCAUGUCUACGAAUUCGCCGCCGAGAAAAUCGAACUCUGUCGUGACUUCGAGCCCGAAGAAUUCUUCGCACGAGCAAAAAACUCAUUCGCCUGGUCUAGCAAAAUCAACGACCACGCGUUCUGGGCGUUCACCUACAAAGCGUUCCACGCCCGCGCCAUCUUCCUAAACGUGACUCUACGCCCAGGCGAAGAACCUCCCGCCGGACAGCCUCUCGCACAAGCCCUCGACCGAUUCCUGGACGAGUUCUUGCGGUACUACCCCAUCCACCAAACCGAUGUCUUGCAGAAAGGCGACAAGAUCUGCCAAGAGAACCUGGAGCUGGCGGAGGACGAAGUCAGCCUGAACAAGCCCGUGUUCGACAAGUACUUCCCGCACCACCUAACUCACCACGAGGGUCAAGGAGACGGGACCGACAAGCUCGUACUAGAUAUGGAGGAGAUCCAGCGACCUGCGCGGGAAGCUGGCGCCGCGAUCGGGGAGCAUUUCGAAGCGAUAGCCCUGUCGAAGGUCCCCGACGAAGAGCUCUUCUUCUACGACACGGAAUGCCGAACCAGCCAUCGCGACGCCUUCCUGGACGAUACCGUCCACGAGAAGAGCGGGACUCUAAAGGGUUGGGAAUCUCCGAAGGGUAUGGGGGGUGUACGAAAGUACGAUUCCUUCAGGGAGUACAGGGAGCCUGUCUCCGCGGAAGGAGACGAGAGUGGAGAGGGGGAUGCCACCCGCCCCGCCGAACAACAAGGUGACGAGGAUGUCGACGAUGUGAUGGGGGAGGCAGGCGUCGAUGACUACCUCCCUGAGGCUAAGAGGCUUAAGAACCUAAAGCUGGAUUAAUGGAAUGGAAGAGGGGAGAUGGGUCCGAAUGGGGUUAUGUUUUGACAGUCCUGUCAUUACUUGUCAUAACUGCAUGGGCACGGAAGCCGUAAGAAAUUGAAAAGGGGCUAGUCGACAGCAAUCACCAAACGGUAAUAAAUAUUACUUUGCUGUCAUUUCCUACUUAAUAAUAGGAUUUCCCUAGGUGUUAAAUCCGUAGAGGAAC